AUGGCAAUUCAAGAGAACCAUGAACAUCAAGAAGUCAAUAAAGCUGGUACAUGGUUCCAGCUCUCCACUGCAUAUAGAGAUCUAGUUCCAGAGUCUUCAUCUCCAUCUGGCCAUUCAAAUUAUUACACAUUGGUUCCAUAUCAAUUCCCUAUCACUAUUCAAUUACAAGGCUUAGAAGCUAUAUCAGAUGCUCUGGUAGAACAAAUUAGAUGGGACAACCCUAUGGUAAUUGAGGAACUCAAUAUUCUCUUUGGCCUUGAUGACAAAAAGACUCAAGACUUCAUUAAUAACUGGUGCCUAAAGGCCACACAAAUUACUUUGGAUUCCAUUGUCAAGACUUACCAAAUUGAAAAGAAAGCUUUUGAUAAUAAAUCCUAUUGGCAUUAUGUGCACAACAACAUUAACCCAGCAUCAGUUUGGCCUUCUUCUCCUCCUGAGAACUUGGUGGAAGAAGAGAAUCAUAAUAAUCACUAUUAGAAAUUGCUGCUAUCACUCUUCUUAUUUUUAUUUCCUAUGUUUUUCCUUACCAGACUGCUCAUUACUAUUUAUUAUUCUCUUAUUUUACUAAAUUGGUUUUAUUUUAUUUUAUAUGUUGCUUGUUAUCAGGGAACACCAACAUUAAAGGCCAGAAGAAAAUGUAGUGGGGAUUCUGGUAUCUCAUUAGAACAAAGGUUGUUCCAGUCUGAGGCACAAACCACCCCAAGCUACUAUUCUUGAGCUAUAUAAACCAUCUGUAGUCUCUGCUUCUUGCUUAUUAUCUUCACACACCAUUGCUUCUUUCUACACACUCAUUCCUUAUUACCAGUUCAGUUAUUAGUUAGAGAAUAUGAAGAUUUCUUGUUCAUGAAA
Coccidioides immitis RS is the source of this 849-nucleotide messenger RNA. RefSeq lists its product as uncharacterized. The transcript has a single exon. The record is from RefSeq and is a predicted model, not a curated record. Lineage: Eukaryota; Fungi; Ascomycota; Eurotiomycetes; Onygenales; Onygenaceae. The coding region runs from base 1 to 477 and encodes 158 amino acids.